Messenger RNA from Clupea harengus (Atlantic herring), 3891 nucleotides. It is a transcript of the gene msh5, whose product is annotated as mutS homolog 5. Gene Ontology annotation, biological process: chiasma assembly; mismatch repair. Gene Ontology annotation, cellular component: nucleus. Gene Ontology annotation, molecular function: ATP binding; ATP-dependent DNA damage sensor activity; mismatched DNA binding. The transcript has 25 exons. The coding region runs from base 154 to 2583 and encodes 809 amino acids. The record is from RefSeq and is a predicted model, not a curated record. Lineage: Eukaryota; Metazoa; Chordata; Actinopteri; Clupeiformes; Clupeidae.
UAAGAACUUGACUGGAAUACUUGUGAUUGGUCUCAUUUCCAUGUGGUUUGCUUGUCAGAAGGACAUCAUCAGGUUGUCUUUCGUUUUCUUUGUUCAAGCUGGCCUCCUCAGAAUAAUAACGUAUCACCAUACAAUACGUUUAUCACCGGUAAUAUGGAAGGGGCAACUGGAGCAGAAGAAAGGACCAUAACUCCUCCAGUGACUAGCCUUCAGAGAGAUGAGGAUGAGGAAGAAUCACCUGAUGUGUAUCUCAGUGUUCUAGCUCAGCAUGGACAAGUGGGGCUGAGUUAUUAUGACGGCAAAGACUACGUUCUGCACUACAUGCCUGAUGUUGCUGAUAGGAACCUGCAGAUACUGAGUAGAGUGAUACAAGAAGUCAGUCCGCAGGUGGUCAUCACAAGUGCCAAACAAGAGAGUAGCAUGGCCCAGUUUAUCAGAAGCCUUGGGUGUAACCCAGAUUAUAGACCCGAGGUGGUCGUUUACCCCAACUCCGACUUUGGACUGGAAGUUGGAAAGCAGAGGCUGCUGGCAGCAAACCUGCCCUUCCUCCCUCCUGCCAUCACAGAGAAAGAGAAGCUCCCCUACCUUUCCUCCUGCCUCAGCUUCGACUCUGUCCUCAUGCUGCGGACAGUAGGUGCGCUGUUGAAGUGUCUAGACAGACGUAGAGUGGGCGUUGAGCUUGAAGAUAGCAGCGUGGGUGUGCCCAUCCUGCAGUUCCGCAUUUACACACUCAUUGACAUGGUCUGCGUGGAUAGAGACACAUACAGUGUUCUUCAGAUAUUUAAGUCAGAGUUACAUCCAUCCGUGUAUAAACUCCAGUCCGGUGAGAAAGAAGGACUCAGUCUCUUUGGGAUUUUGAAUCGCUGCAAAUCUAAGUUUGGCUCAAAAUUGCUACGACAGUGGUUUUUGCAGCCCACACGUGAUAUGACUGUUUUACGUCGGAGGCAAGAGGUUGUGAAAUUCUUCACAUCUCCAUGUAACUUAGAGACAUUCAGGAUUCUGCAGGGCUGCCUGCGCAACAUUCGGAGCAUCCCAACACUACUGCACAGAAUGGCUCUCUCUCAUACAAAAGUCCAUGACUGGCAAUCUCUCUACAAGAUGGUGUACAGUGCUGUUUGCAUCAGAGACACUGUGCGCUCUUUGUCUCAGUCCAUCAAGCUGUUUCAGGAGAUUAGCGCUGACUUCACAGAUGAUCUCUUCUACAUUGCUUCACUCAUCAGCAAAGUGGUUGACUUUGAGAGCAGCAUGGCUGAGAACCGCUUCACCAUCAAGCCAAAUGUGGACCCUGCUGUUGACGAGAAAAAGAGAAGGAUGAUGGGAUUGCCGGAUUUUCUGACAGAAGUGGCUCAGAGCGAGCUGGAGCACCUGGAUUCGCGGAUUCCCUCCUGUUGUGUCAUCUACAUCCCUUUGAUUGGGUUCCUCCUGUCUAUCCCCCGACUGCCCAGCAUGGUGCAGAAAGAGAACUUUGAGAUUGAUGGACUGGACUUCAUGUUCCUGUCAGGAGAGCGUUUGCACUACCGUAGUGAAAAGACCAAAGGGCUCGAUGACCUGCUGGGGGACUUGCACUGUGACAUCAGAGAUCUAGAGACGUCAGUGAUGACUCAGCUGCAGAAUGUGGUCCUCCAGCGCAGUAGCUGCCUCUAUAAAGUGCUGUCUCUGAGCGCUGAGCUGGAUUGCCUGAUGGCGAUGGCCCUGGCUUCACAAGAGUACGGCUACAGCUGCCCCAUACUCACACCAAACAGCUCUCUCAGACUCAGCCAGGCCAGACACCCUUUGUUGGAGUUGUGCUCCCCUGUGUUUGUGUCUAACCCGCUGGUGAGCUCUGACACUGAGGGAAAGGUCAAAGUACUGACUGGACCAAAUUCCUCUGGCAAGAGUAUCUACCUCAAACAGGUGGGUCUCAUUGUAUUCAUGGCUCUGAUUGGAUCAGAUGUACCAGCUAAGGAGGCAGAGAUCGGUCUGGUGGAUGGUAUCUUCACACGUAUGCAGAGUCGGGAGUCUGUAUCCGUAGGCCUCAGCACUUUCAUGAUUGAUCUCAAUCAAAUGGCAUAUGCCCUGAAAGAGAGCACAGGAGACUCUCUGGUUCUCAUUGAUGAAUUUGGCAAAGGGACAAACACGGUGGAUGGUUUAUCUCUGCUCACUGCAUGUAUCAGUCACUGGCUGGUUAGAUCGGCGGACCAGUGUCCUCAUGUGCUCCUAGCCACCAACUUUCACAGCCUGCUGCAGCUGGGCCUGCUGCCCUUCUCCCCCAUGCUCUCCCUACUGACCUUUGAGACGGCCAUCGAUGGAGAAGAGUUGGUGUUUCUGUACCAGCUAAAAGAGGGUAUCUGCCAGUCCAGCUAUGCAGCGAACAUUGCAAAACUUGCCGGUGUCCCCACAGAACUGGUUCACAGAGGCAUCGAGGUAUCAGAGCUCUACAGAACAGGGAAGACCAUCAAACGCAUUGACCGGCCUACCAAUGAUCAGCAUAAUAUCAAAUGUAACAGUAUGGUGGAGAAGUUCCUCAGCCUGGACCUAGAAGAUCCUUCACUUGACCUACAACGCUAUUUUAAGGAGGAGGUCUUGGCCUUCUCUGACGAUUAAGGCUGAUAUUGAAGUUUUUGCCCGAAAUUGUCCUUUGAAUAUUCGAUGAGUAGCAUUGGAAGUUGAUUAUGCUAGCUAUAUCUUUAAAUCCCUUAUCCUGCAUUGGUCAUCUAAGUGUGAAGGUGUUGAAAUAACCUUUCUGUUGGCAUCUCUCAAGGCUACAAUUUAUUUGCUGUAAUGAAUUUGGUUCAAGAUCAUAAUAUUUUUUUUAAUGAAAUGACAAUAAUAGUAACUAACCCUAAGUGAUUCUGGUGUUUGUUUCCAUAUCUAACUUCUUACUGUAUUAACAUAGGCCAGACUCUUACUGUAUUAACAUAGGCCAGACUCUUACUGUAUUAACAUAGGCCAGAGUUAUUGUUUGUACUUGUCUUGCAUUUGCUUGUAUGCUGUAACCGUGUUUGCACCUGAAUCUGUGACAACUCCUCUGAAUUAGAACACCUUGUAAAGCACAUUGAGAUGAGUGCAAACCUUCAACAUGUGCUUCCUGUAAGUGUCACAAAGCAAAUAAUCUUCAUUACCAGGGACUUUUAGAGAAUCAGCUGCCUCUCCGACCUGAAUUGACAGCAACAGGAUGUGGGAUCCGGGCACCUUUUACACUUAAGGGCAGUACAAAGGCUUCCAAGUCCUGUCCGUUGUAAUCCACAUAAUUGACUUUGUUAGACAAACAUUCCCAGAAUAUUCAAGGCCCUGAAACUGUUUAAUCUCCAUAAUUGCGCUGAAUGGAAAAUCCUGUUUUCCACUUAAGAUAAUUCAAACAAGAGCCACUGCCUGAAAACUCUUUGAAAGGCAUGGUCACAGAAUCCACAGCUAACUAUAUGGAAAUGACCUAAAGGGGGGGAUAUGGUGUUGUCCUUGACCUGACAAAAUAACACAACAUCUCUAUGUUCAUGUGACACAUAUGGUAUUCUGCCUUGACCCAGACUUGAGAUGGCCAAAUUGCACGAAAAGAUAUGUGUUCCAACAUGUUUAAUCUAGAAAUACAUUUUACAAAAGUUACACAAUAUUUUCAGGAGACGAGAUUUACAAAAUGCUAAAUUCAGCAUGUCUACCCUUUCCGCUCCCCUGCCCUAAAUACUGUGAGUGUAUACACAGAGCGUGUUAAAGGUGUUGCUCACGGACACAUGAGGUGGCGAUGGCAGCAGGCCCAGUGUCCUCAAUGUGGAUUUUCUCAAUAUUCUGUGAGAGCUUGCCCUUAGCGUCAAUGGGAUUAACCUCUUCCACAUGCGUAGAUUGUGGCAAAUUAUUUUCCCUUCCGGAAAAUAAAUCCAGUACAUGACACACAUUGUACAGUAUUGUGCAUAGUUCAAA